Messenger RNA from Silurus meridionalis, 1131 nucleotides. RefSeq lists its product as uncharacterized. The record is from RefSeq and is a predicted model, not a curated record. NCBI's taxonomy places the organism in Eukaryota, Metazoa, Chordata, Actinopteri, Siluriformes, Siluridae. The transcript has 2 exons. Bases 39 to 599 code for a protein of 186 amino acids.
CUCACACACACACACACACACACUUACAUUCACAGGAGAUGCUCCGAUCAGUCCGAACGAUGGCACCAGAUGAAGCGAUCAAAACCUCAACUCUUCACCCUCAAGACCCCGGUGGUGACGACAGACGCUCACACAUCCCUGGAGAAGCUUCGUGUCCAACCAUGUCCACGGGUCACAUCGACUUUUUUCCGUCUGCUCUUCCUCCUCCGGCGCAUGAUAUCCGUCUCUGUGCCCGGCCUACGGAGAGACAGAACAAGGCGGAGAAUUACGAGAACUUUCUUCCGAGGCGUCCCCUCAAAUUAGCUCCAAUAGAGCUCCCCGUGGAGGUACAGGAAGCUCAGAGGGAGAAGAUACGCUCCAUCUGGAAGGAGGACGAAAAACCGGAGCUGGGCAGUCAUGGCAAAACGCUUCUCCUACCUGUUAAUCAAAUGACGGUAGGUCAAAGAUCUGGUAAGAAAGGACAAGUUCAAACUCCCAUCCAAUCAGGGCAUAUCGAUAUCGGCCAAUCAGAUAGACGGAAAGCCAGACGCUUCAAAAUACACAGGGCUCAGCAGCUCGAUGAGGAUCAGAGCAAAUCCAGAUUUUCCUCAGAGGAUUAAAGGAUGAUGAGGGCAAACCUGGAGCAUCGGGAGCGACGCCACGGCAACGGGGGAAGCAGAAAUUUCAGGAAAAGUCAUCAGGCGUGAAUCCGGUGGGAAAAGUGUCUGAGGCGGUGAGGGGAAAAGAGAGCAGGAGGAUGGCUGUUAAUGGCAUACAGGAAGCUGCACUCUGACUUUAACUCUCAGAGGAUGUUAGAACAGAAUUUCUUUUCUCUUUUUCUUCGUCUCGAGAUCUCUCUCUUUCUCUCUCUCUUUCUCGAACCCUUUUACUUACUUUUAAUAUCUUGCAAUUAUUCUUUCAUCUUUCUCUUUGUUUUCCUCAACCAGUUUCUAAUAAAGUAUUACAUAAAAAUUCUAUAAUAUAAAUUACACUACAUACCAAAAGUUUGUGGACACCUGAUUGCUAUGGGCUUCGUUAUGAACCUCCCAUUCCACACUUGCUGGUUUAAGAAGCUUCACUCUUCUGGGAAGAUGUUACACUAGACUUUGUGGAAAUUCAUUCAUCCACAAGUGUGUUAGUAAAGUCACGUAC